UCACAAUGUCGUUGUUUGAUCAGUUCAACAGCAACGAGAUUGACGACAUUGCGCCAAUGGCGCACAUGAGCUCCGAGACGGACUUUGACGAGCCGAUUGGCUCGUCUGGUUACAUUAGCGCUCGGCUCAAUCUCGAGGAAGAGCUGCCAAUCUUCUCCAAGAAGCUGGUCGACUACCGACCGCCGCACCCUCUCGUCAAGCUGGUCGUCUCAAACGACAUUAUUGUCAUGGCACUGGCGAACAGGUCGGUCUCGCGCCUCAGCCUGGACAACGCUGCCGCCAUCGACAACGUCGAGUUCACGAAACGCUUGGAUGAUUCCAUCCACAACAUCUUUCUGGAUCCGUUUGGUCGACACUUGCUCAUCUCGAUGGCUUCUGGAGAAGUGUACUACCUGCACGCGAGCUCCAAGAAGGCCAAGUUGCUGAGCAAAGUGAAGGGUGUGAUUGAUUCCGUCGCAUGGAACCGCCUUGCCACGGCACAGGAGCUCUCGACGCGCGAAAUCUUGAUUGGCACAAACAAGGGCAUGAUUUACGAAGCGGAAAUCGAGCCGAGCGAGCCCGGCAUUUUCAAGGACAAGGACGAAAAGUAUUUCAAGCCGGUGUACAACAUUGCCAAGGACGGCGUCCAACCCGUCACCGGCUUGCGGUUUGAACAGUUCCCCUCCAACAUGCAAGACCCCAAGGACAAGCGCUACUUUGUGAUUGCCGCCACGCCAACCCGCAUCUACCAGUUUGUGGGCGUGGUCAGCACUGGCGAGACGCCUAUUUUUGGUGGUCUGUUUGCCAAUUAUGAAAUCACGCCAGGAUUUCACGAAAUGCCCGGCGAUCUUGGCUACAGCGAGCUGCACUUCUUUUCCCAGCUUCGCGGUCUGCCACAGUCGUUCGCUUGGCUCACCGGACCGGGCAUUUACCACGGCUCGUUGCUCUAUGGCUCCCAGAAUGUCGGCGACUCGGUGCUCGAGCAAACAUCGCUGCUGAACUAUCCCACAUCGGCCACCGGCGGUUCCGGAGCUCCGUUCUCAAUGUGCAUGACCGAGUUCCACUUUUUGCUGCUUCACCGUGAUCACCUUCAAGCCGUGUGCGUGCUGAACGGCGAGGCCAUUUACGAAGACACUGUUCCACGCAAAUUUGGCGCCCUCCGAGCGCUUGCCAUGGACUCGAUCAAGGGCACGAUCUGGGCCUACUCUGAUUCAACCAUUUUUGAGAUUGGCGUGCACAAGGAGGACCGCCACGUGUGGAAAAUGUUCCUGGAGAAGGGCCAGUUUGAACUCGCAUUGCAGUACUGCCACGGCAACCUGGCAAACGAGGAUCGUGUGCUCAAGGCGCAGGCUGAGCACUUUUUCGCUGCGAAAAAGUACAAGCUCGCUGCGACGUACUUUUCGCGCACUUUCUCGUCCUUUGAGGAAGUCGCGCUCAAGUUUAUUGAAAAGAACGAGCGAGAUGCACUUCGCGAGUAUCUUUCUCGCAAGCUGGAGGCAUUGAAGCCCCAGGACAAGACGCAAAACGCAAUGAUUUUCACGUGGCUGGUCGAGAUUUUCUUGUCCCAGUUGAACAGCUUGCGCGAUGACGGCGAAAUGGACAAGCACAACUCGUUGCAAGAAGAGUUCCGCAAGUUCCUCGCCGAGCGCGUGAAUGUUGCUCUGCAAAACACCGACUCGAAGCAGGCCAAGGACAUGGACGUCAAGCCGGCCACGUUUUACGACCUGCUCGCAAGCCACGGUCGCAUGGACGAUUUGCUCUACUUUGCAGGACUGAUUGAAGACUACGAGCGCAUCAUCAGCCACCACAUUCAGCACGAGAAUUGCGUCGCAGCACUCGAUGUGCUGACAGAGCAGCAAAAGAAUCUCGAGCUCUAUUACAAGUUCUCGCCCGUGCUCAUGCAACACGCGCCCGGUGAAACCAUUCUUGCGUGGAUGCGCAACGGCAGCCUGGAUCCCCGUCGCCUGAUUCCAGCGCUUGUCCGUUACGACACGUAUGCGACUCUGGGUGCUCCUCGCAGUGUCAAUCAUGCCGUCAAGUACCUCGAGUUUUGCGUCAAUCAGCUGCGCAACACGGACCAGGCGAUUCACAAUUAUCUCGUUUCGCUCUAUGCCAAGCUUCCUGACGAAGAGCCCAUGCUGACAUUCCUGAGCAACCAGGUUCAGGCCCCUUGCUUUGAUCUCAAGUAUGCCCUUCGAUUGUGCACGCAAGAACAAAAGAAGCGUGCCUGCGUCGAAAUCUACUCUGCGAUGGGCCUGUACGAGGAGGCUGUUGAGCUUGCUCUGCAAGUGGACAUUGAGUUGGCCAAGGAAAACGCCAACAAGCCCGAAGACGACGAGCAGCUCCAGAAGAAGCUGUGGCUUCGCAUUGCCCGCUAUGUCGUCGAGAUUGACAAUGAUAUUCUCCGCGCCAUGGCCUUCUUGACAGAGUCCAACCUCCUCAAGAUUGAGGAUAUUUUGCCCUUCUUCCCAGAUUUCGCUACCAUUGAUGAUUUCAAGGACGCUAUUUGCAGCUCGCUGGAAGAGUACAACCGCCACAUUGAAGACCUCAAGACUGAAAUGUACGAAGCAACAGAGAGCGCCAACUUUAUUCGCACAGACAUCCAGGAGUUGCGCAACAAGUGCAUCAUUGUGUCUGGCGCGGACAAGUGCGCGCUUUGCAACUUCCCCUUGCUCGCGCGGCAGUUCUACGUCUUCCCUUGCCAGCACUCGUUCCACGCCGACUGCAUGAUCCAGGAGUUGCUGCCCUUCCUCAACAAUGUCCAACGAGCGCGUGUGUCUGAUCUGCAGCAGCGCAUCAACCAGGAGCGCAUGAACGCGCAAGUUCUCCGCGCGAGCGGCGACUCGUCUUCCGAAGUGGAGCCCACCGUUGUCAUUCCGAAGGGCGAUCGCUACAAGACGGAGUUGGACGAUAUUGUGGCAGGCGAAUGCUUGUUCUGCGGCGAUCUCAUGGUCAAGACGAUUGAUCAGCCAUUCAUUUCGUCUGUGGAGUUGAGCACCGAGGGUGCCAGCUGGCGGUUGUAAAUUGAUUUAUGUUCGUUGUGUUGGUUGUUGAUUUUUGUGUCUCUCUCCGUGGCUGUGUCUGUCAACGUUGUUUGUUCGUCGCGCGCAAUUUGUGUUUCAUCAAUAGGAUUUACAGUAAACUUGUUUUUUUUUUUUUUGAAACAGGC
Molecule: messenger RNA, 3148 nt
Organism: Capsaspora owczarzaki ATCC 30864
Lineage: Eukaryota; Filasterea; Ministeriida; Capsasporidae
Product: vacuolar protein sorting protein 18
Exons: 14
Coding region: 6-3002 (998 amino acids)
Biological process (GO): organelle fusion; endosome to lysosome transport; intracellular protein transport
Cellular component (GO): HOPS complex; endosome
Molecular function (GO): protein-macromolecule adaptor activity
Source: RefSeq, a predicted model, not a curated record